AUGUCCUUUCACCACGGCACGCCUGCGUCUUAUACCAGCGACUACGGCGUCCUAGCGCACUACGCAGCACACCGUGACGCUCAACGUCAGGCCGACGGCGCCGCUGUUCGGGAGGAGACUGACAGCGAGCAUGCUACGACGAUUUCCGAUGACGAAGUGGCACCCGGCGAGGAGGACGGUCUACUUACACCUCGACCGCGCCGCACGAGCUUCCCAACUUCCUAUCUGACCGUACCUCCAACCCUUCCAAGCACCCUGCCUCCAAACAUGCGCGAAGCUGUGGCAAAUGAGUACACCCCACUACUCAUCCCAAGGAUACCGGAAGACUCGGAUGUGCCCGUUGAAAUUGAUACUGGGCAUCACUGGUGGGACGAAGCGCGCAUCUUGGUUCGAUAUACCCUCCCUGUAUUCGGAACCCAUCUGCUCGAGUACUCGCUACAAGUCGCGUCGGUCAUUGCCAUUGGACACCUAAGCACCAACGCGCUAGCGGCUGGCACCCUUGGUACAAUGACCGCGAGCGUGACCGGCUUCAGCAUCGUCCAAGGCUUUGCGAGUACUCUGGAUACUAUGUUGCCUUCCGCAUGGACCUCAGACAACCCUCGCUUGGUUGGCUUAUGGGCGCAGCGAAUGACUGUGGUCAUGGCCAUAUGUUUGAUUCCCAUCUUCGCAAUCUGGUUCAAUGCCGAGGCAAUCUUGCUUAUGUUGCAGCAAGAACCGGAGAUCGCGCGACUUGCAGGCUUGUACCUCAAGUACGUCUCGAUCGGCUUGCCUGCGUACGCUUUCAACUCUAUAUCCCGGCGGUACUUCCAAAGCCAGGGCCUCUUCACCGUUCCCACUCAGAUCAUCCUUGUUGUCGCACCGCUCAACGCGUUCCUGAACUGGCUCCUCGUAUGGGGUCCCGCACCCUUUCGCCUGGGCUUCAUCGGAGCGCCGCUCGCUUCCGCUAUAAGCAUGAACCUUGUCUCGCUCGCGAGUAUUGUCUACGGUGUUUUUUUUCAUCCCGAGCACGGCGUGGCAUCCUAUCUGCCGCAGGAGCUUCCAGAGCUUGAGUGUGCUCGUUCAGCUCGGGUUGGGCGGCGUUGGAUUGGACCCGAGGCGCUUGCGACGCAGUCUGUAUUGCUAGUAUCUGCAUCGACAACAUACCAGGCGCCUUUUGCACUGUCUGUAGCCGCCAGUGUGCGCAUCGGAAACCUGUUGGGCGAGCGCAAUGCACCUCGUGCCGCGCUCUGCGCGAAACUCUCACUUCUGCUUUCGCUAGGCUUCAGCGCGAUCAGCUGCGCAAUGUUCCUCUUCUUCCGCAAAGAUUGGGCCCGACUGUUCAAUGACGACCCUAUCGUUGUGGCUCUUGUGGCGUCCAUCCUACCCGUCGUUGCGCUAUUCCAAGUCUUCGAUGGUCUGAGCGCAGUAACGGGCGGAGUGCUCCGUGCCCGCGGCAAACAAUUCACCGGAGCGUUACUCAACCUCUCCGCAUACUAUGUCGUGGGUAUCCCCUUCGGCGUCUGGCUGGCAUUCAACCGCGACUUCGGUUUGCACGGGCUGUGGUACGGCUUGACCCUCAGCUUGGUGUAUAGUGGUUGCGUAGGCGCUUGGCUUGCGCUUACUACGGAUUGGGCGAAUGAAGUUGAGAAGGUCAUCAAGAGGUUGAAGUCUGAGGAACAUGCGGGAGAUCUUGAGGGCAAUGGGGUGCGGCAGGUGCUGGUGGAUAUGUAUGUCCAGAUGUAA
Molecule: messenger RNA, 1722 nt
Organism: Peniophora sp. CBMAI 1063
Lineage: Eukaryota; Fungi; Basidiomycota; Agaricomycetes; Russulales; Peniophoraceae
Source: the annotation of a GenBank genome assembly